AUUCCCAGGAACUGCGCAAGUGUGUUUGCAAAAAUAAGCUGACUAUACGCUGGACGAUUCGUAUUGGAAUCAGGAGAGUCCCGUCGGGGAAGUGGAAAGGCUCCUGCGGGAUUAUCGACAGAACCAAGAGCUGGUGCGGAACAUCGGAGCCAAUUAUUAUCAGAUCAUCUACCCGGUACAAAUCAGACAUCAUGACAAAAUGGGCAUCUCUACCCGAGAGGUAGGGUCACAGAAGUUUCCCAGCUCGGGGUUGCAUGGAUCUAAUGAAGGAUACUCUUCCGGUGGAUCUUUUCGACCGAAAUCUCGGAUGGGGAAACAUUUUCACAGAACUUCCAUAUUGAUAAAAGCGUUCAACCAUAAAUUUCGCCUCGACCUGGAGCUCAACACACAAUUACUAGCACCGAAUUUAGCACAGAAACAUUUUUUACCUCAUGGAGCUGAACAGGUUUCCAAACAAGAAAUUGAACAUUGUUACUACCACGGGACUGUUAAAGAUAUUCCUGGUGCCACAGCUGCGUUUCAUACAUGUAAUGGAGUAGCUGGAGUUAUACACAUUGGCAACGAAACGUUUAUUAUUCAUCCAUUUUACGGUGGAGACUUGUCGAAACAUCCUCAUGUGAUAUUUGAGGCACGGGACAAGGCUAAACGUGGAUGUGCCAACGAAUUGCGGUCGGAUAGAAAAAACAAAUACACCAACGGUUUUACCGGUGGACGGUUCCGGAAAAAGCGACGACUAAAACGAGACGUCAGAGAAGUGACCAAAUACAUAGAGACCGCUCUCGUGUUGGACAAGGCUAUGUUCGAAAUGAGAAAUGGCAGCUCCAGGUCUGAAGUAAUCACCGAUGCCAUUCAAAUCGCAAACAUAGCUGAUUUAUAUUUCCGAACGAUAAACACCCGAGUGUCGGUAGUUUAUAUUGAAACGUGGCAAGGUGCCAACCAGGCACUAAUUGAUAAAAACAAAGAAAUUAGCACUGCAUUGCUCAACUUUAACGAAUACUCGUCACAUGCACUAUUCAACAUCGGCAAAGACACUGCUCAACUACUAACUGGAGAAUAUUUUGUGGGUGGCGAGACGGGGAUGGCUAUCCAUGGGACCGUGUGCACCGCAAAGUCCGUGGGCAUCAGUGUGGAUGUGAACGCCUACGAACCGCACAUCAUAGCUGGUUCGAUGGCACACAUGAUCGGGCAUAACGUGGGAAUGGGCCACGAUGACAAAAGAGAAGAAUGUUACUGUCGUGAUUGGCAUGGUUGUAUCAUGCAACAAUCGAUCGUGGGCAUGGAGAAUAUUCAGCCAUACAAAUUUAGCGAUUGCAGCCUCAACGAUUACAUAGACGAAUUUCGGGAAACUCGAAAUAUGUGCUUGCUCAAUAAACCGAAUGAGGUCACAAAUUCACAACAAAAAUGUGGUAACAACAUAGUGGAAGACAAUGAAGAAUGCGAUUGUGGCGGGUUCGACAAUUGCCAAAAAAAUGAUCCAUGUUGUGAUCCGAUCACGUGCAAAUUGAUAAAAGAAGCCGAAUGCUCGGCAUCCGGAACUUGUUGUAAUAAUUGCAAGUUUUUGGCGGUGGGUACACUGUGCAGAGCGGCCAACAACGAGUGUGACUUACCCGAACACUGCACUGGCGACAGUGGUCAAUGUCCCGCAGAUAUGUACAAGAAGAAUGCCAGCCCGUGUGGUACGGAAAACGGCUUCUGUUACAUGGGCGAAUGUCCCACGCUCAACGACCAAUGUGAACAGAUUUGGGGUUAUGGCGGGGUGUCAUCAGACAGACAGUGCUACGACGAAUUCAACACUAAGGGAUCGAUGAGUGGACAUUGCGGUAUGGUCGAAGAGGCUGGUACUACCACGUAUUUAAAAUGCGAUCAAAAAAACGUGUAUUGCGGAUCACUGCAAUGUCAAAAAGGUACUAAAUAUCCUCAAAACGCAUCAGCGUCGAGGCACACCAAAACAGUAAUCUCCAUAGAUUCCAAGGAUUAUGAGUGCAAGUCAACGAGUGGUUCCAAAAUGUUUAGUUUAGUUCAGGACGGAACUCCGUGCGGUGAUAAUCUAAUUUGUAUCAAUCAAACAUGCACGAGUAUGAAACCGUACAUCGAUACUCACAAUAAAUGUCCCAGUAAUCAUAAUGAUUUAGAGUGCUCUGCACACGGGAUUUGCUCAAAUUUAAACCAGUGUUUCUGUGAUAAUGGCUGGACAGGAAAUGACUGUUCUAUCCAGUUAGAAAUUUCGCCUACUUCCCCUAACUCCGCGGACGUGACACUGUCGCCGGAAGAUGUAAAAAAAGCUAAAAGCGAUCUGGAAAGCAAAAUGAUCAUGAAAGAAACUCCAUAUGUAAACGCUCACAGCACCAACACCGGUGUCUUGGUCAUGAUACUCAUGACUGCUGUUGGAGUGGUGUUUCUGAUUUUCACAUGCUCUGCUUUGUGUUAUCGCCACGUGGUUGUGUACAAAAAGAACCCCUGUUUUUGCUUCAGGAGGAGUAGUGAAAAACAAGCAGCGGACAAACAAAAGCAAUCGAUCAAUACAACUCCUGUAUCGAAACCGUCCAGAUUUGACGCCCCUUCCGAAGAAUCGGCCGAAGAAAUGGCAAUGGUCAAUAUAAACAGAAUUAAUAAAUACGGAAACCAAUCACCAUACAAUCGCUCAGAAACAGGAUCCCAUAAAAUGCUCUUUCAUUCGACAAAUCAUAUGUCACCAAGCACUUCUGGUAUUUCCAUGGAGCAUAAGUCACAAAACUUGUCUAGAUUAGGCCUGUGUCCUAACGACGAAGACGAUAUGAACGUCCAAGAAAAUCUCCACAUGAGUGGACGUGGAAGCAGUUGUGGUCUAGCUCCGGGAUCUGUAAGUAUAUCUGACAUGGAACGGAAAAUCAAAUCACUUGAUGGCUACCACGGAGACUUGUUGGAAAAACUUCGUACCGCCGCCCAUAGAUCAUCGUCUGGUGCCAGGUCGAGUAGUGAAGACCUAUUAUGGCGUACCUUGACUGAAACUGCCGAAUCGGCUUAUAAUCGCAUUACAGCCAGUCAAGAAAGACUGUGCGAAGACAGACAUGGACUACCUCAAAGUCAUACUGUUUUGUCUGAAAGUGGUGCCCCAACAUGCCAUCGACAUCCAUAUCGGAGGCCUAGCAGGCGAACAGAUAUUGCCCCAGAAGAUGAAGAAGAGACCGCUAAAGAAGUUUCCUCCACAAUCCGUAUACGGAAUCUUGAAGACCUUUUCAAACAGAUCCAAGAACACACCGUAAGACAUAGUCCAUCUGGUUCGGAAGAGAACAGAAUGUCCGAAACAGAAGUCGACAGACACUAUAGACAUGACGCGCAUCCCGGAUGCGAAGAACCGAGAUUCGUGAGGGGUUGGUACCGUCCGGCGAGUAGGGCGACCAGCGGCUCGGCGUCGCCGUACCAACAGGCGGCCGCCCGGGCGUCGUCGGCCACCGUCCACUCGACAACAGGUGAGGAAAGCAUCUAUGAAUCGGCAGACCRCCCGCCCUCCUGUCGGAACGCGUGUAAUACCCCCGACAGCGAAAGCUCGUCGACCAAUAGCGCGGUCGGCUAGCAUGGACAUGCCGGCGGUCGCGGCCAUCGCCGACAGUGGCGUCCGACAGCCG
This is a messenger RNA of Diuraphis noxia (Russian wheat aphid), 3605 nucleotides long. RefSeq names its product disintegrin and metalloproteinase domain-containing protein mind-meld (gene mmd). Gene Ontology annotation, biological process: proteolysis. Gene Ontology annotation, molecular function: metalloendopeptidase activity. The record is from RefSeq and is a predicted model, not a curated record. Lineage: Eukaryota; Metazoa; Arthropoda; Insecta; Hemiptera; Aphididae.